AUGAAGAAGCUGUUUGAGGCUGAGCUGAAGAGGGUCCAGCAGUAUGCAGUGGAUGUGACUCUUGAUCCUGAUACAGCACAUCCUAAACUCAUCCUGUCUGAUGAUGGGAAACAAGUAUAUGAUAGUGAUGUGGAGAAGAAUCUCCCAGACAACCCAGAAAGAUUUUCUUUUUAUCUUUGUGUGUUAGGAAAGCAGAGUUUGUCUUCAGGCAGAUUUUACUUUGAGGUUCAGGUUAAAGAGAAGACUGGCUGGACUUUAGGAGUGGCCAGAGAGUCGAUUGACAGAAAGGGAGAAAUCACACCGAGUCCUGAAGAUGGUUUCUGGACAAUAUGGUUGACAAGAAAUUAUUACUUUGUUUUGGGUGACCCUCCAGUCGAUCUCUCUCUGAAGUCUCCUCCUCAGAAGGUGGGGGUGUUUGUGGAUUAUGAGGAGGGUCUGGUCUCCUUUUAUGACGUAGAUGCUGCAGCUCUUAUCUACUCCUUUACUAGCUGCUCCUUCACUGAGAAACUCUACCCAAUCUUCAGUCCCCAUUUAAAUGAUGGUGGUAAAAACGCCGCUCCUCUGAUCAUCUCUCCUGUCAAUCAAUCUGCCUGAUCUAUUUUUUUUGAUCAGCCAUUUAU
Molecule: messenger RNA, 620 nt
Organism: Scomber scombrus (Atlantic mackerel)
Lineage: Eukaryota; Metazoa; Chordata; Actinopteri; Scombriformes; Scombridae
Product: E3 ubiquitin-protein ligase TRIM21-like
Exons: 1
Coding region: 1-594 (197 amino acids)
Molecular function (GO): protein binding
Source: RefSeq, a predicted model, not a curated record